This is a messenger RNA of Melanaphis sacchari, 1796 nucleotides long. RefSeq names its product G patch domain-containing protein 2-like. Lineage: Eukaryota; Metazoa; Arthropoda; Insecta; Hemiptera; Aphididae. Bases 487 to 1713 code for a protein of 408 amino acids. The record is from RefSeq and is a predicted model, not a curated record. The transcript is spliced from 12 exons.
UUGCUUUGUCGUUAGUUAGUUCGGUCGUGUGAUAAGUCCUUUGUGUAGCGAUUGAGCGUAGAAAAGGAAGGAAAAUUGUCGCUGCACAAAAGAACGACAGCUAGUGAACGGUGAAAGUCUUGCCACCGAUUCGUCUGUAAACGAAUCGUUUACCGUAUUGAUUGAGUAGUCUCAAUAGCACUCCGCGCUCAUAGCGCUCAGUUGACGACAGUACGACAACGUCGACAACACGUUCGGUUAUCUCAAUUUUUGUGAUCCGUUAAAAUAAAUAUUUCGUAUAGAACAAAUGGUGCGGUAAACGAAGAGUUACUUAUGCGACCAGUGCCGGGCACUUUGAGUUGUGCCGUCGCGCGUCUGCACGCCCGAAAGCUGUGUGUGUAACUUCACGUCUGCGGUCUAUGUGUUUCGAGUCUAAUAAUGUGUAGGACUAAAGAAGAAUCCAUGUUGUGUUACCUUGUCCAUAAAUUGUAGUUAAUUUAAUUUUCAAUGUUCAGAAUGGAUAAAGUAAAUAAAUUCAUUCGACCAAUAGGAUUCAGGCGGCGAACAAGAUCUGCCAGUAGCGUUGCAUAUCCUGAUAAUAAAGCUCAAAGUGAUGAUUCUAGUAGUAAUUCCAAAGAUGUAGGAGUGUCUAGUAUUUAUCACAGUGAUUCAGAUGAUAUAAGUGGUGCUCAACAACCAAUUCGAUUUGCUUUACUAUCAAAACAUUUAAUGCAUUUGGAAUCAGAUUCUGUUAAUGAAAAUUUUACUCCUGGGAGACCGUUCACUAGAAGAAAAAGAAAAUUUAAAAAAAUGAUAGUAGAUCCUGAUGUAAAGUUUCCUUCACAAAUUACAAGUAGUUGUUCUCAAAGUAGUAGCAGUGAGAAGAGAAGAACUACACGUCACUCGGCUAGCAUGCCAAGAAACUGUGGAUCAUUGAUCUUGGCUAUUGGUAAAAGAAAACGCAGUAAUCGAGAAAUUAUAGCUGGUAGUUGUCACCAGGGUACUUCAAAUAUAAAAUCAAUGGAUAUAGACAUUGCUAGUAGCUCAAGUAGUAUUAGUUCCUCAGAAAGUGAAGCUGGUAUUUUUACUAAUGAUGAAGGAAGAGAAGGGGAUGAUGAACAGAGUGAUUGGGUCGGUAAUGCAUGUGGAGCUGGUGGAGUAACUGAUGAUGAUGCUGAACCAAUGAAAAUUGAUUGUCAGAAAUUAUUAUCUGUAAAUUUACAAAAUAGUGCUUUAACUGAAGGAAGAGGACCUGGACGUAUGCCAGUGUGGCAUAGAAAUACUUUUCUUAAGAAGAGUGAUAGAGAAAUUCGUGGAGGUUUACGCAGAGUUCGAUCAGUUAAACCUAGUUUCUCUGUCAUAACUUCAGCUAAUGAAAAAGUAUCUCGUUUUUUACGAGAUCCAGCUCAGUCUGAAUUAAGACUGCAUCCAAUGCCAAAAAAGGAACAAGAUCAACUGUCGCAUUUAGCAGAAAUGUAUUCUCUUCAUAUGCAACUUAAUGACUCACCAAAAAAAGGAGUUACUUUGACCAAAACUGACAAUACAAUUCAAGUAGAUUUAGAAGCUCCAUUUUCUCAUCUGAAUCCAUCAAAAGAUCACAAAAGAAAGAAAUCUGCAUCUUCUGAAUUAAGUUUAGGCUUGCAAGCAUUACAUAAUCAAGCAUGGAUACCUAUAGUUCUUGAAGACAAGCCUUGUACAUCAUCUCAAACAGAAACAUCAAAUCAGAACAAAUGAACAUGAUUAUAUAUUUGUGCCAACUAGUAAGGCUGAAACUAAAAAAUGCAGCUUUAACAUGCUUGUUUUACUAUUUAUAUAUA